AUGAUAAAAAAUAUUGUGAACCAAUUUAUUAAAAUAUAUGGACAGGAAUAUUUAGGAGAAUGGGAUGCUAUACAGAAUUUGACAAUUAAUUCUGUUACUUCUCCCGAGAUAAUACUUAAAAAUGUUCCGUUCCCUGAAAAAUUUUUCGAAUUAGCUGAUUUACCCUUGGAAAUUAUUUAUUCUAAUAUUAAAAAUGUGCGCAUAAAAUUUUUGUGGUCUUCUAUAUUUUCCAGUAAUAUCAGUCCAAUAAAUAUUUAUGCAAACGAUAUAUUUCUGGUGGUAAAAUUUUCGUAUCCAAGUAUUUGGAACACCAAUAAAACAUUGAAUACUCAAUAUGAAGUUAAAAAAAAAAAGUUAAGAAAAUGGGAUAGUGUUAAUAUAUCUAAAGAAAAAAAGGAAGAGAAUUUUUUAAAAGCUCUCCCUAUAAAAUUAAUUAAUUCUUUAAGAAUAUUUGCAGAAAAUAUUAAGAUAAUAUUUUUUGAUAAUCAUAUACAUACAAAACCAUUUACUCUAGAAUUUUUUGUAAAAAGCUUCAAAAUUGAUGAGUUAAGUAAAUACAAACUGAAAUUAAAUGAAGAAGAGAAAAAAAACAUUAAGAAAAAUUUGUUAAUUAAUAUAUGGAUACGAUUAAUAGGUAUCCAUAUGAUUUAUAAAGAAUAUCGAAAAAAAAUCAAAUAUAACAAGAGAGUUAAGAAGGAAAACGAGGAAAAGGGAUGUAAAAGGGAUAAUUCGAAAGAAAAACAUGAUAAAUCUCAAAAUAAAAGUGAAACCGUUCAAGACGAAAUGUUUCUCACAGCUAUUGAAAAACUAUUCAGCGAAAGCACAAAUUCGCUUAAAGAACCAUUGAAAAUUCAUCUGAAAAAUAGUCAAAGUAAAAUAUUACAUAAAACUAGGAAUGGCAAAUAUUGCUCAUUUAGUGAUUAUGAAAUGAAUGAAAGAAUAAAAGUAGGAUCCUUAAGAAAGAAAAAAAGAAAGAAAGAAAUAGAUAUAAUGAAGAAAAAAGAAAAGAUAAAAAAUAUAUAUAAAAAAGGUUAUUCAGAUGGAAGUUCAUUUAAAAAAGAAGAACGCUACUAUUUUGAUAUUCCAAAAAACAAUACAGGAUUCAGAAUAACUCCAAAAGAAGGAAUAGAAUUACAUGUUAUAUUUAAGAAACACGAUAUAAAAGCUUUAAAUGAAUUAAAAGAAGAUAUAAAAUAUUUUAAAAAUGUUGAAAUGUGUAUUUUAAGACACAACAAAGAAUAUAGUAGUGAACAUCAUCUGAACAAUACACCAAGAGAUGAAAUGUAUGUGAAAAAGUCAUGUAACUGUUACAAUAUUAGUAAACAAGUAUCAAUGGAUGAAAAUAAUAAGUAUAAUAUUAAUAUUGAACAUAAUGAUAAUAAUAUAGAGAAUUUUGAAAAUAAUAAUAGUAAUAGCAAUAGUAAUAGUAAUAAUUAUUAUAUGAAUAAUAAUUUCCCUGUAUAUAAUGAUCCAAAACAACAUAACGUUAAUAAUAUUAAUAAUGAAAUUAUAUCAAUAGAUUAUGAUUUGAUUAUAGAAAAUGGAUUUAAAAAUGAUGUUCCUCCUACAUUCAAUAAUAUAUCAAAUUAUGAAAAUUUAGAAAUUAAUUUUACUAGCGAAUGUUUUAAUGCUUUUUUCAAUUUUAUAAAAUAUAUAGAGUUCUAUUAUUUAUAUAAAGGUGGAUGUACGAAAAUAUUUAAUAUCGUCCCAAGUAUAGAAGAAUGUAUAAAAUAUUCAGAAUAUAGAAAAACAUUCAAUCAAAAGAAUUCAAAAAUGAAUGAUGAAUAUGCUGAAGAGUUCAUGAAUAAAUUUGAAGCUUCCUGUCCAAUACACUUAUUAACAAAAUUAAGAUUAUUAUCAGAUGAACGGAUAUAUAGUAAAGAAUAUUUUAAUAAUAUACAGAAAGGUGAGUGGAAAAAGUUAUUUUAUAAUUUUAUAAAGAAUAAAAAAGGAAAAAAUUAUAUGAUUGAUGAAAAUUUAGAGAAGCUUGAUAGAUGGUUUACUCAUGAUAUGUUAUUUAAUUUAGUUUUACCACAAAUUAACUUUACAUAUAUUCCUUUAAAUUUGAAUCAUUAUAAUAAUAAUAAAAUAUAUUAUAAUAAAUGUUUUUUAUCUUAUAAUAUUAGUUGUUCAUUUUUAUUUAAACAGGAAAAAUUAUCAUCUAUGAAAAAGAGAUAUGCUAUAUAUAUGCAUAAUUUUAAUAUUCAUUCUUUAUUCGUACUUUUUAAAAGAAAUAAAAAAUUUCUUAUAAAUAAAAAAUUUUGUCCAAUAUAUUUAAUAGAAAAAUUGGGUAUAAAAAAUCAUUGUGUAUAUAAUGAAAUUAGUCAUAAAUGUAUGAAUCCAUAUGAUAUCCAUCCACAUAAUUUUAAUGAGGAAUAUUUACUGGAACAAAAUUUUAUCACCCAAAAUAUACAAAAUGGACAUAAUUAUAAUAAGGAUAUAAAUGAUAAAAAUUAUAAGGAUAAUUUUAAUCAAAAUUAUGAUUAUGAGAAAAGCAAGAAAAAUUAUAAGGGUUCCAUUUUAAAUAGUUUAGGAAAAAAUACAAACAAUAUAGAUAUACACCAUGAAGUAAAUAAUAAUUUACCAAGUGACAUAAUGAGAUCUAAUAGUACAUGUAGUAAUUAUAAAAUACAUUACGAACAUAAUUAUAAUAAUAUAGAACAUUAUGAUAAUACAGUUAAUUAUAAGGAGAAUAAAAAAUGUAGUCAUAUUAUAACUACUAAAGAAAAAGAAGCCUAUAUGAGAUCAGCUGGUCAGAGGGGGAGAAAUCAUUUAUUUUAUAAUGAAUAUUAUAAUAACACAACAAAGGGGCGAUAUAAAAAUAUGUACAUGAAUAACCUCAACUAUAAUAAAUAUAAUGAUAAUAAUUGCGAUAAUAAUUGUGAUAAUAACUGUGAUCAUUAUUGUGAUAAUAAUUGUGAUAAUAAUAAUUAUUAUUAUGAGAAAGAUUAUAUGUGCCAUAUAUUUUUUAAUAAUGAUAACAAAGUUAAUGACAAUAUGCAGUAUAAAUAUAUAGAUGGUAACAUAGAUACAAAUAAUGUGGAUAAAAAAAAAAUACCAAUAGAAAACUUACAAAGCUUUAAAAAUGAAUAUAUUUCUCAAAAACAUAAUAUGAAUAAAAACAAAAUGAUACAUGAGAAUGAUAUUAAUUAUAACAAAAAUAAUGUUGAUUCUAAGACAGAUGAUAAAAAAGGAUUUUGGAAAUUUAUUUUAGGAAAGAAAUAUAAAGGAGAAGAUGAUUCCAUUAAAAAUAAUAAAUCAAAUUAUAAUACCAUUUUAGGAACGAAUUUUGAUUUAUUAAUAUAUAAUAAAAUUAAUAAAUUACCUAAUUGUACUAUGAUUUUUAUAAAUGAUUAUAGUAAUAAUAUUAGAGAAAUGGAUAUAUAUAUUUGUAAAUAUAUUAUAAAUAUAAAUAAUCUUAUACCUAUAAUGAAUUUUAUACCAAAAAAUAAUAUAUGUCUAGAAAUUUUCCUUAAAUAUGAUAAUAUAAUAGAUAAAGAUGUCAUUGAAGCUUUAACUCUAUAUUUAAGUAUGGGUAGUGCCAGAAAAAAAAUUGUUCAAGUAUGUAUUGAACAAUUAAAAACUUAUUUUAUACAUUCGUCUUAUCUGUAUAAAGAACUCGUUAAUAUUAAAUCAUAUUUAAAUAAAAUAAAAAAAAAAAAAUUAGUCGGAACUAUGUAUAGUAGGGAAAUUUUCAUUGAGCAUUCUAUACUUAUGGAUCCUUUUAAGUCCAAAAUGGAUGAAAAGGAAAAGGUACAAGAUAAACAAAAAACAAGAAAAAAUUUUGGAAAUAAAAAGUUAAAGGAUUCUAUACAAAAUAAGAAUUUUUAUAGAUCACCUAACAUUAACAAUAUGAAAGAGGUAAAAAAUCAUAAUGUUAAUAUUGAGAAAAAUAUUAAAAAAGGAAGACAUACAAAUGAUAACCAUUUUGGUGACCAAAUUUCAUCUGCAUUGGAACAUAAACGUUAUGAUAAAGAUGAUAAUAAUGUUGAAAAUGUUAUUAACAUAAACAAUCAUAAUAAUAUUCUUUGUAAAAACAAACAAAUUAUUAAAUUUGCUGAAAAUGAAGAAAGUAAUGCCUUAAACAUACAUAAUUUAAUUUUAAAUAAUUUGUUUGUACCACAAAAAAAUGUAUAUCAUAUUAAAAAGAAUAAUAGCUUUUUACUCUAUAAAGGAAAAAGAAAAAAAAGUAACUUUCUUUAUUCCAUGAGAAAUAGUUAUUAUACAUUUUUAAAAAAAUAUAUGGAAUAUAAUAAUUACAUGCAUAAGGUUAAAAAUACUAGUUUAUUAUCUAUAGGAUUUUGUUUUCAAUUGAAAAAUAUUUUCCUUUUCCAUGAUAAAGAAGAUUCUUUAUUUUAUUUACAUUCAAAAUAUAUUAAAUUAGAGCAUUUAUUCAACCCAUGUUUUAAUAACAAUAAACACAAUAAUUCUGUUGUUGCAUGCAAUCGAUUUGAAUUUAGAGAAUCUUCUAAUGAUAAAACAUCACACAGUAAUAAUUCAAAAAAAAUAUAUAAAGAGGAGAAGAAAAAAUAUUCAGAUUAUAUUGAUGGGAAGAACAUGUAUCCUAUGAAUAUAGAUCAAACAGUUAAAAAUAAAGAAUUAUUAUUAUAUAUUAAAUCAUUAAAAUUAAAAAAGAAUAACAAUGUAUAUUCCUUAAGAAUUGAUAUAGUUAAUUGUAAUUUGAAUGAAGUAUGUAUAUCAUUAUUAUCUGUAUAUAAAUAUAUGAUACCAUAUGAUCAUUUAGAAUUAAUAAAAAUACGAUUAAAGAAGUAUUAUAGAAUUAAACAAUUUCUAAUAGACAAUAAUAAAAAUACAUCUCACUUAAGAAAAUUUAAUAUAACAAAUAAAUUGUUGUACAUGAUUUUGGAUAAUUUUUUUUAUAAAAAUCACAUGAUUGGUGAAAAAAAUCAAAUGAUGAUUCAUAAUAAAAAAUAUGAUGAUAAUAUGAAUAUUGUUAAAGCAAAUAAAAAUUAUGAAAGGUAUAUAAAAAAUUUAGUAAUUAAAAUAUUAGAUCAUGAAAAAAUAUUAUAUAAUAAGGAAGAUUUUGAAGAAAUUUUUUAUAUGAUUGUAAGAAGAAAUGCAUAUAAUCAACAACGUUUUGAUAGUUUAUAUUUUAAAGAAAAUGAUAUAUUAAAAAAAAAUAGUAUUAGAAAUGAUAAGAAUAAAUAUAUUCUUGAUAGUACAGAGGACACAUUCUCUUUUAAUACUAUGGAAAGAAAUUCAGCUGAUUAUUUGUCUAAUGAGAAAUGUAAUAAAUAUAACAGUUCGAUAAAUGAUAUUUCUAUAAAUGAUAGUUCGAUAAAUAACAAUUCGAUAAAUAACAUUUCGAUAAAUAACAGUUCGAUAAAUAAUAUUUCUAUUAAUAAUGAUAGAAUGAAUAAUGAUUCAAUAUAUAUUAACUCCUUGAAUAAUUAUUCACAUUUAAUAGAUAGGGAAUACAAUUCUAGUAUAGAUAAUACAUUUAUAAGUAAUAAUGAUUAUUAUAAUGUUAAUAGUUAUUCAUAUAAAUAUUCUGAAAACUAUUAUUCUGAUAUUGAUAAAUAUUCCAAUUGUACAUAUAAUUACAAUGGCGAAAAAGAGGAGAUAUUAAUAAAAGAAAGAAAUAAAAUUAUAGAUAAUGAGGAAAAAGAAGAUACACAAAAAAUAAAGAAAUAUAUUGAUAUGAAAAUGGAUCGUAUAAAUAUAAUAAAACACGCAAAUAAGGAAUUUUAUCAAAAUUGUAAUUAUCUGAAUUUAAUAGAUCUUUUUAUCUUUGAGCAUAUAAAUUAUGAUGAUGAAACGAUUAAUGAAGAAGACUUGUUUUUUAUAAAUAACAACAAUAAUAACAAUAAUAAUAACAACGACAACAAUAAUAAUAAUAAUAAUAAUAAUGUGUGUAGUGAAGAUAUUAUUACACAAAUGGAUACAUUAAAUAGCAAAAAUAAUAUUAAAGAGAAAAUAUAUUUUUUGUUAAUAGAAAAAACGAAUAUAAGUAUAAAUAAUAGAAAUGAAGGAAUGUUUAAAUUUGUCUUAAAUAAUUUUAUGAGUGAAAUAUGUCGCUUAUAUAAUGGUAUAAAUAUAUCUAUGAAAAUACAAUCCUUUUAUAUAUUUUAUAUACUAAAAAUAUGCAAAAAACGAUAUAAUGUAAAAUAUGUUACGGAUAAGAAAAAUCACAAAAUUCAUGUUAGAAAUGAUAAGGAAGGAUAUUUUGAAUUACCUAAAGAAACUAAAGGAAAUGAAGAAAAGAAGAAAAAAAAUUAUAAUAUUAUUAAAACAUGUAAAAAAUAUAUUAUAUUAACCGAUACAGUUAGUAAUCUUUUUAGUGUUUCGAAAUGCAAUAUGAAAAAGAAGAAAAGUAAAAAAAAUUCGUUUUUUUUUGAUAAUAAUAUAUGUAUAUUAAGUAAGAGAAAAUUUGAUUUAUAUAUAGAUGAUUAUCAUAUGAAUUAUAAAAAUAUGAAACCACAAAUUCAUUUAGAUAUUCAUAUAAAUAAAUGGACAAAUGAAAAAAUUAUCAAAAUAUCUUUAUCGAACUUUUACUUUUUUUAUAGUUCUACAUUGUUUAUAUUAUUUAGUAAUGUCGUGAUAAAUUAUAUUUUGACAUAUAUUCAAGAGAAACAAAAGUUAAAUAUUCUAUUAUUUCAAUAUGACAAUUUUAGAAGUGCAAUAAGUUCUAAAUAUACCAAUCCUCAUUUGGAAAAUAAGGGAUAUACAUAUGACAAAAAUAAAUCAUAUACAUCUAUAGACAAAUAUACUCUUCACUUUUUGUCAAGGAAUAAACUGAAGAAGAUCAAAUUAUAUAAUGACAAAUUUGUUAGUAUCGAACAAAUUGAUAAUAUAUGUGACAGUUCUGAACAUAGUAUAUUAGAUGAUAACAAUGAUGAAGAAAUUGACAUGAGAAAUAAGGGUAUUGCACAAAAUAGUAAUAAUAAUGAAAAUAAUAUAUGUAAAAAGGAAAAGACUAAAGAGAUUAAAGAUAUAAAUGGAGAUUAUACAGGUGUAAGUGAUAACACAUUUUACUAUGAUAUGUAUGAAAAUGAAAAAUAUAGAGAAAAAAGAAAAAAAAAUAGUAAACAUUAUUAUGACUACAAUACAUAUAAAAGUGUAGGAGAAGAUAAUCCUAUAAAAGAACUAUUAAAUGAAAAAAUAAAUGAACAAAUUAAUAAUAAUGGUUUAUACAAUAAAUUGUAUUAUCAUGAUAAUAUGACAAGUUCUUUUGAGAAACAAAAUACAUUUGAUAAAAAUUUCAACACUUAUAUAUCUCGUAAUAGAAACAAAAAAACAAUUAUUAAUAAUAAUAAUAUUAUACAUGGAUCAAUUAUGAAAAAUAAUUCAUAUAGCGAAGGAAAUACCAAUAAAUCUGAAUAUGAAUAUAAAUAUGAAUAUGAAUUAAAUGAAAAAAAUAAAAUGGACAAGGAAGAAUAUAUAAAAAAUCAUAAGCAAACAAAUGAUUGUACUAAAUAUAAUAUUAACAAGGAUGGUUAUCCAAAAGAAAAUUCUUAUGAAACAUUCAGAAAAUUUUCUAACUCAUGUUAUGAUUUAAAAUUGUAUGGUAACAAACAUGAUAAUUUAAGUAAUAGAGAAAAUGAUAACAUAUCCUCACAAAAAGAAGAAAAAAAAAAACAUUCUAUUCAAAAAUAUCCAAAAUUGUAUAAGGCAAAAAAUAAAAGAAAAAAAUCGGAUCACAUUGAAAGAUUAAAUGAUAUUCCUAAUGCUAUUAAAAGUGAUACAAAAAAAUUUCCUAGUUAUAAUAAUAUAUAUUCGAAACGUAAAAUGAAGAAAAUGUAUGAUAAUAAAAUGAAUAAUAAAAAUAUUAAUAAUAAUAAUAAUAAUAAUAUAAUUAACGAUAAUAUAAUGAAUGAUAAUAGAAAUAAAAAUUCAAGUGAUAAUAUAGAUAGUAACAAUUAUAAGAAAGAUAUUAAAAUAUUUAUUUCUUCUGAAAAUGUAAACAUAUGUUAUCUUGUGAAUUAUCAUAGAUUUAAAUAUAUUUAUAAGAAGAACUUUAAUAUAGAUACAUAUAUGAAUGAUUAUAUCAAUUUAAUUGAUAGUUGUUCUAAUUUUUGUGAUAAAAAUGAAAAUGAGAAUUCAGAUAAUCAUGAACAUGUAGGAAUCAUAAAUAAGGAUUUAUAUAAUGUAAACUUAAACUUUUUAUUUAAACUUGAUUAUAUGUGUAUAGAAGACAAACAAAAAAGUAUUAUGGCGUUUUUUCCUUUUUUCUAUAUUAUGCUCAUGAAAAAUUGUAAUUAUGUUAUCUCACACCUUACAGUAGUAGAUAUUAAAUAUAAUUCUCAAUAUUUUAUUAAAGAAAAAAAGAAAAAAGAAGAAAAUAGGAAAAAUAAUAAUGAUGUAGAGAAUAAUAUGCGGGCUAAAUGUAAUAGACAUUUGUCAAAUUAUAUGAAUUCAAUUUUAAAUAAUUCUGCUGAUAACAAACAUAAUAAUUUAGAUAAGGAAAGAGAAAAAGAACCAAUUUUUAUGAAUCCAUAUGAAGAUAAGGACAAAACAAAAGAUGAUGUAGAACAUUCUAUUAACUCUAAUCAAAUAAGGUACGUGGGAAAUGUAAAAUGUAUUGGAAAUAAUAAUAAGCAUAAAUAUGUAAUACCAUUUAAGAGUAAUGUAAAAAAUAAAAUGGAGGGAAUAUCUUCUUCUAGUGAUAGUUGUAUAUAUAAAAAAACCAAAAGGAAAAAAUAUAUAGAUGAUAUUGAUUGUAAUAAUAUUAAUGAUAAAAAUAAAAAAUCUUACGAUAUUCUUUAUGGAAACAAUUCUCAAGAAUAUUAUGAAAAUAUUAAAAAUUUGAGAAAUUAUUUGAAAAAUGAUAUGAUUAAAAAUGUGAAAAAAUCGUCAGAACAUAAAUCAAUUGAUGGAAAUGCUAAUAAUUUAUAUGAUAUACCACCUAAUGAUAAUGAAAUGAAAGAUGAGUUCUUAAUAAAAAAUGACGAUGAUAAUAAAAUGAAUUCCAUGUGUGUAGAUAAAGAUGAUUAUAAGCAAAGGUCCUAUAUUAGUUAUUUAUUAAAUUAUAAAAAGAAAAAUGGUGAAAAUAAAUAUAGUACUAAAAAUAAUAUAAUGAAGCGUUUUAAUUCCUUAAUACAUUUUAUAGGAAUACAUAAUAAUACUUCUAAAGGUGCUAGUAAAAAAAUUAAAGGUAUUAAAAGAUCUCUUAGUUUAUUUAGUUUUAAAUCUUUACCUAUUCGAAGGAGAAAAUUUGGUAAAUGGAAUAGUAAUACAAUUGAUGUAUUCCAAGUAGGUCAGGAAAAUAAUUAUAAGAAGAAUAAAAAGAAGACAAAAAAAUUUUUUGGAUUAUUUAAUACAGAUAAUAAUGAUAAUAAUAAAUCUUUAAAUGAUAAUAUAGAUUAUAAUAAAAAUAAUUCAGGAUUGAAUAAGGAGAGAAAUAAUAAUUUGGAUUAUGACAAAAAUGGAAAAUAUGAAAAGGUGUCAUAUGAUGAACAUAAAAAUAUAUCAUUCACACAUUCUGAUAAUAGAAAUGCCUGUAUAAUUAAUAAAAAUAAUACUGAAAAAAAUCUUAAGAUGAAUUAUGAUACCUUAUCAGGAGAUAAUAAUAUCAAAAAGAAUAAAAAGAAUAGAUGGAAAUUAUCUUCUUGUACUGUAUCAAUAUUUAAUAUAAAUUUAUUCAAUUGUAUUUAUUUGAAAAAGUAUAAAAAACAUGGAGAAAUAUAUCUACAACCAUUGAUAUAUAAUUAUAAGAAUUCUAACAUAUUAAAUACUAUUUAUGAAAAAUCAGACAUAUAUGAAAAUAAUUCUUUUAAUAUAAAUUAUUUUGAUAUCAAUAAUAAUUUAAAACACAUGAAUUAUAAAAAUAUUGUAAGUAAUUAUUAUAUAAUAGAAAAUGAGUUUACACUUAUCGAAUAUAUAAAUCAACUAUAUAAUCUUGAAUGGUUUAAUAAAUUUAAUUUACAUCAUUUGUAUAAUGUUAAUAGAAUACAAUCUAACUUUUCUAAUUUUAUGAAACUGAAUAAAAGGAAGGGUUCUAUAGUAUGUUGUUAUGUUCCUGUAUUUUAUAAAAAUAUUUCAUUGACAUAUAGAAAUAUAUAUAAAUGUUUAUUGAUAAAUAAAUAUAUGGAAAGCAUCCCAUAUUUAUCCAAACUAUACAAAAAUGAACAUAUGUGUAAAUAUUUAUUUGGAAAUAAAAAUAAACAUAAUUUGAAUGAUAAUUAUAUUAAAGAGUAUAUAUUACAUUUGUUAAAAAAAAAACAAUCAGAAAAAGAACAGUAUGAACAGAAGUACAGUUUUGAGUUGAAGAAGGAUAUAUUUAAAGAUAUGAAGAAUGAUGAUAGAACACAAAAUAAAAUUAAUAAGAAUAUCAUUAAGGAGAAAAGGGAUUAUUAUAAUAAUUCUAAUAUUAAUAUAAUAAAUAUGAAAUAUCAUAAAAAUGAUAAUAAUAAUAAUAAUAAUAAUAAUAAUAAUAAUUACAAUAAUAAUAACAAUAAAAACAAUUACAAUAAUAAUAAUAAGAAGAAUUACAGUUAUAGUAAUAUUCCAAAGGAAUUAUCAAAUGAUUUAAAAGAAAAAGGAAAUAAAAAAUAUUAUCAACUUUUCCAAUCACAAAUUGUACAAAAUAUUUUUAAUUAUCGUAAUAAAAAUAAACAUAAUAAUAAUGUAGAUAAUAUAGAAAAUGUUAUGCAAAAUGAAGUAAUAAAAGAUGAUGUAAAACCUUUAAAUGUAUCAUGUUCCUUAUAUGAUAAUAGCAACUUGUCUUCUUAUCCUUUCCAUAUUUAUAAUAAUAAUAAUAACAACAAUAAUGGUAAUUGUAAUAGUAAUAGUAAUAAUUGUAACAGCUUGAAUAAUUAUUUAAUUUAUAAAAAAGAUUUUAUAAGUUAUAAUUUGUGGAAACAGAAUCAUAUUUAUAUAUCAUUAAAAAAAGAAGUAUCAUAUGAAAUGUUAAAGAAAAAACAAAACAAAAAAAAAAAGUGUACUAAUGAAGGAUUCCAUUUUUAUAUUCACUUUUAUUCAUCCAGUUUAAAUAUGGAUCCAUAUUUUUUAUCUACAAUCAAUUUUUAUUUUCUUAACAAUUUAAAUAAAAAUCUUAUAUUAUGUGAUAUAAAAGAGACCAAAGCUUAUUUUUUACAUAAAUAUAAAAAUAUCAGAUGUUACUACAAUCAUACAAUGGGUAUUGAUGAACACAAUAAUGAUUUAAUGAAUAAGCAUAAUAUGAAUGUGAACAAUAAUAAUAAUAAUAAUAAUAGUGAAAUAUAUGGACACAUAAAAUAUGGAAGAAACGAUAUAUAUGAAAGACCUUCUAUUAGGAAAAAUAAAUAUGGUAAGAAAAAAGGAUAUACAUCAAAAUAUGCUGAUAAUAAUAAUAAUAUUUGUAAUAACAUUGAAGUGCAGAAGAGUCAUAAUAAGAAAGAAGAAUGUUUUGGACAAACACCUUUUACAAAACAAGAUAAGUUAUACAAUUUUAUGAAUAGACUUAAUAACAUUUGUGAAAAAAUUAUAGGAAAAUUAGAAACUAAAAAGAAUUUUAUAAUAAAUUUGGAUAUUUCUAAUAUAGAUAUUAAUAUUCUUGAUUGUUCUUAUAUAUAUGAUAGUAAAUAUUUAUACGUUGAUCAUGUACAUCCAUAUUAUAAUAAUCAAUAUAUUUAUGUAUCUAUGGAACAAUAUGAAAAUAUAAAAAAAAAUAGUGGAAAUUAUUACAAUGAAUUUUUUAAAUAUGAAGAAAUAGAUCAUAAGAGUUUUUCCAAUGAUUUUAAUUAUCUCAUAUAUAAUGCAUUUACUAAUUAUUCAUAUAAUAAUUCUUUUUAUAUUAUCUCAAUUAAUCCAAAUAGUGUUAAAAGAAUGUCAAUAAAAAUGUCAUCAACUAUUAUAUGUAAUAAUAUAAAUAAAGAAUUGAAUUUCCAUGAUGUUUUAAGUAUAUUUGUUCAUACAUUUAAAAUGAAGUUUUCUAAAUUGAAAACAAAUUAUAUGAAGAACAGGGCAAUACAAAGCAAAAAUUAUAUGCAUAAAUUGUUAGAAGAAUUGUAUAAUGAUAAGGAUGAUUAUUGUCAUAAGAUACAUAAAAGAGAGAGAACAAAAAGUAAAACAAAAAAAAAUUCAAGAAGAAAUAUAAACAACAAUGCAAACAAACAUACAUACACUACCAUAAAUAAUAAUAGGACUAGUGAUAGUAUAAGUAAUUUUAAUUAUAGCUAUGAUAAAGAAAAUGAUAACAAUCAUAUUAGCCAUUUGAACAAUAAUAUUUUUAAUACAUUAAGUAAUGAGAGUUCUGCUCAGGAUAAUAUAAAUAAUACGUACUCUAGUUUGUCAAAACAAAAUAAUAAAAAUAUGAUAAACCAUUAUGAUAUGAUUAUAAAUUCGUCUAAAUCAAAUGAAGAUACAAAUCAUUGUCGUCGUUAUCCAAGCUCUUCUUUGUCAAAUUAUGAUGAAUCAACUUCAUGCGCUUCAACAUCUUCCAUUUUUGCUUCUUCGCUAAAUUCAGUAUUAUUUUAUAAUUCUCAAGAAAGAUACAAUAAUAAUAAUAAUUAUAAUAAAAAUAAUCCUGAAGGAAUUGGUAAUACAGGAAAAAGAUAUGAAUCUAUGAAUGAAUAUAAUUAUAACAUGUUACACAAAAUAAAUAAAAGAUACAAGUACUGGAAUGAAGAAAGAAUUUAUUAUGAAAAAAGUAAAAGCUUCUCUGAUAGCAUUUAUACAAAAGAAAGUUUAUGCCAAAAGAAACAAAAGAAAAAUAAUUAUAUAAAUAUGUAUAAUGAACCUUUUAUGAAUAUUCAUAAUUCUUUAUCAAAUGAUUACAAUGAUAUAAUGAAAAGUACUAUUAAAAACGAUCAUGAUAGAAAAAUUAGGAAAAACAUAAAAAGACAAUUUUAUAAGUUUAUUAAAAAGGUAUAUAAAAAUAUAUUAUCACAAAACAGACGAAAUAAAUUAAUUUUAAAUAAUAUUGUUCAAGAUAAUAAAUGGAUUAUUAAUUUAGAAAAUUUUGUAUGUUUUAUACCAUCAUUUCAAAGAGGAUUUAAAUUGUCAUUAUAUUUGAAUAAAUUAAUAAUUUAUGAUUAUAAUAAAAUAAAUAUAUGUAAUAAUAUUUCACCAUUUAGAUUAUUUAUUAAAAAUAAUGCUUCCAAAAAAUAUUUACAAUUAUGUAAUAAAAUAUUAAAUAUAUAUGAAUAUUUAUAUAUAAGAAAAAUAUUACUGAAAGGAAAUGGAAAAGGGAAAAGAAAAAUAAUAUUGGAAAAUUUAAAAAAUCAAAUAUAUAAUAAUCAGUUUUAUCUUAUAGCAUAUGAAAAUAUGAAGAAUAUAAAUUUUCAUAUAGAUUUAAAAAAUACAAGAUUUACUAUUCAUAAUAAAACAACAAUGGAUUUAAUAAAUUUUUCUGUAGAAUUAUGGAAUAGUUUUUAUUCUUAUUUAUAUGUAUAUACUAUAUUACCUGAGGUUUCUAGUUCCUCAUUUUGUUAUCUCAAUUCUUGUAUAAAUGUGGAUAAUUUUCAAAAGGGUUUGUUAUUAUAUAAUAAUAUUUUGCGAAAUUAUAUUAGCAUGUGUAAAAACGGGAAGAAUGAAAAUGUGCCAUAUCUUCAUCGUAAAGGAUAUUCAUUAGAUGAUACUCAUAUAAAUAAUGAUAAAAAUAAUAAUAAUAAUAUACUUAUAAGGGAUGAUAAUAAUUAUGAUAAUCACAAUGACAUUGAUAAUAAUAUAAUUAAGAAAGAAGACUCUAAAACAUGUUCGAUUUUGAAACAUCAUCGAAAUAAUACACAAUCUGAAUAUGAUAAAUACGAAGAAAGUGAUUGUUGUGAUAAUUCAUAUAAUAAAAAGAGUUUAAUUAUAUUAGAUAAUAAUACGACGUCAAAAUUUUCUAAUAAUGAACAAACUAAUUUUUCAAACAUAGAAAAUGAAAAAAAAGAAAAUGAUAAAUUGGAAGACAUGGUAGGUAAUAGUAAUACCUUAGACUAUUACGUAGAUAAGCUCUUCUAUUAUAAAAAUAAAAUUAAUUAUAAAUAUUUAAUUAUAAAUAAGUUUGAAUUUCAUACAGCAGGAAUUAAUAUAUCAUUAAAAGAACUGAAUGAUAAGAAUUAUUAUUUCCUAGCAUUUGUUAAUAAUAAUUUGUUAUUCUUCUUAUAUUUUUAUUCAAAAUAUAAAACUAUAUUAGAUUAUGUAUCGAAUGAAAAUGUGUUUAAUCUUACCACCAAUUAUAUUUAUCCUAUUGAAAAAGUAAAGUUUAGUAAAGAAGGAAAAUAUUCACAUUAUUAUAUGAGUGGACACUUGGAGAAAUAUCGAACAAACACUAACGGAUAUAGGAAAGAUACGAUAAGGUUAUCCACUAUAUCAAUGUUGAAAAAGAAGAGAAAAAGAAAAAAAAAAAAAAUGAAAAGAUUAAGUAAUCAUAGAAUAAUAAAUAAUUAUGACAAGGAGAAAAUAUAUAUCAAUAAUGAUGAUAAUAUUCUCCCAAAAAAAAAGAAUAAGAAAUUUGUUAAUAUGAAAAAAGGAAGUCUUCAUAUGGAUAAUAUGAAUAAACUCAAUAAAGAAAACAACAACAACAACAACAACAACAAUAAUAAUAAUAAUAAUAAUAAUAAUAAUAAUAAUAAUGCAACAUCAAAUAUAAAUCAUUUUGUUGAUUUUAAAGAAAAUAAUGAACAAAUAGAAACAAAUAGUAUUUGUAGCAUAAAGUUUCAAAAAACCAAAACCAGUGUAUUUUCAUUUACAAACGAGAAUAAUAAUAAGGAUGAUAAAGAUAUGACACAAGAAAGACGUGUAAACAAUGGACUAUCCAAAAAGAUUAAAACAACUAUACAAAAAUUUUUUACUAGAAAAUUAUCACAAACAUUAUUAUUAAGUAAUAAAAAGAAAGAAAAAAAAAAACAAAAAAAGGAUGAUCAUUCUUUAGGUAGUCUUAAUUCUAUAUACUUUAAUCAUAAAAAAAAGAAACCAUUUUUAAAACAACAUGAUAAGUAUAAAAAUAAUAUAACACAUGAAAAAUAUCUUUGUUUAAAAAAUAAAGAAGCCUAUUUCAAUAAAACCAUAAAUUUCAACAUGAAAAUUAAUUUAUUGGAAACAUGGUUUAUACAAGAUGAUUUAUUUAUGUAUAAUAAUCAGGAAAAUAUAAAUAAAAAUAUAAAAAUGAGUUAUUUUUUAAAAAAAAGUAGAAAGAAAAAAAAUAAUAAUGAGGUGAUGAAGAAGAAAUAUACAAAUAAGGAUACAUAUGAAGGAAUUAAAACAAUCAGUGAAGAAAUGGAUAAUUCACAUAGAGAUGAAAGAAAAAAGCAAGCAAGUAGUAUAGAUACUGAAGUAGGUGAAAUAAUGAAGGUUGUAAAAAAAUUACGAAUAAAAUCACUUAGUUCUAGUAACUCAAGUAAUAAUUUAAAUAUUUUAAAACUUUUAUGUAAAUCCAAAAUUUAUAAUAACACUUUUAUGGAUAAAAAGAUAAGGAAACAAAUUUUUUAUCUAGCUAAAAGGAAACGAUCAAUGAAUGAUGAAGUGUUGGAUGAAGAAUGUAUAAAAAAAAUGAACUUAAAUAAAUAUAGUUUGAAGAAUACCUAUAAAGGUAAAAAAAGGAUAACACUAGAUAUGGACAAGAUAGAAAUGGAAUCAGAAGAUUUAAAUAGGUCUAAAAUGGUGAGUCAGAUAGAUUCUAAUAAUAAUUUUAUGAGUAAUGAGGGAAACGAUCCUAAUAAUAAUUAUGAUAAUGAACAUGAUUUAGACGAUGAUGAUGAUGAUGAUGAUAAUGAUGAUGAUUCAUUAUGCUAUUUGUUAAAAGACCCAAAUCGUGAUGAUAAUACAUAUGAUAACAAUUAUGAUAAUGAUCUUUAUAUACAUCGAAAAAAUCAUGUUCAGAAAAAUUUUGAAAACGAACUUUUUGAUACAAUUAUAGAUAAUGAAAAAAGUUAUAGAAGAAGAAAAAAAUAUUUUAAAUUGAAACAGAUGGAAGAAAGAAAAAGAAAAAAAGAACAAGAAAGAAAAAGGAAGAAAAAAGAAAACCUUAAAGAAAAUAAAAGAAAUGUUUGCUUAUCUAUAAUAUUUAGUAUAAAUAUAAAUCAUAAAGAAAAGAAAAAUGAACAUUUAUUUUAUUUAGAAUCUGAAGUAAAUAAUUUUAAUAUUAUGUUAGGAAAAUGUUAUUCAUUUAAUGAAAUAUAUGAUAAACUGAAAUUAUUUAAAGGAAAAACAAAUAUGAAAUCGUCUAUAAAUGAUUCCAUAAUAUUUGAUUUGAAUUAUAUGAACCGAAAUAUAGAUUAUAUAAAAUCAAGAAGUAGCUUUUAUACAAUUAGAAAUAAUAAUGAUAAUAUUAAUAAUAUUAAUAAUAUUAAUAUUAAUAGUAUUAAUAAUAAUAAUGACAAAGAACAACUAAAGAAAGAGUUAGAAUAUUUAUUUUACGAUAACAGUAAUUUUUACGAUAUAUAUUAUAAUGAAAUGAAGCAAACGGAAAGAUUAAAAAUUAUGCUUUGUAAUAAAAAAUUAAAAAAAGAAAGAAAGAAUGAAAUAAAGAAAGAUAAAAAGAAAAUGUGUAUAAAUAACAAAAACGAUUAUAACAAUAAAAGUUAUGAUAAUGAUAAUGAAAAGAAAAGAACAAGAAAAAAAAAAUAUAUAAAUAUAAAAAAUAAGAAAAAUAAAAAAGAUAUAGUAAAUAAAAAUAUGUUUUACAGGAAUAAUUUAAUAUAUAAUACAAAUGAAGAAUUUAAUGAAUCCAAUAGACAUUCAAUUUAUUAUAGUAAUGGCAAAAAUAUAAACAGUUCUAAUAUUUUGUUUUUAUUAACAUAUAAGACAAAAGUACUUUAUGAAGAUAAAUAUAAUAUAUUUUUGAAUGAAAAUAAUAAUAUAUUUAUGCCCAAUAUUAAAGAAGAAAAUGAAUGGUUUUUAAAUAUGAACAAUAUUUAUUUCAUGAUAAAAUCAAGAGAAGUAAAAAAGUCUUAUAAAAUAAUAUUCAAAGAAUUAUUAAUUAAUAUUACUAUUGAUAAUAUAAAAGAGUUGUAUAAAUUGUAUAAUAAUUUCCGUUAUAAUAUUUAUUUUGCAAGCUUCUAUAAAAACUAUUUUUCUUUUUUCAAAAAUAUAUAUAUUCACCCAUUUAAGAAUAAAAAUCAAAGCCUGCUUAAAAAGUCCAGCGAAAAAUUGGAGAUACAAAAUAUUUAUUUGAGAAAUAUGCAUAAGUUUAAAAUGUUAAAGAAUCAUAUUAUUUAUAAUAAAUUGAAGCAAAUGAGUAAAAAUAAGAUUUAUAGAAUAAAUAAAAAUAAAUAUAUCUACCAACAGGAAAUAGAAGGAAAUAAAAAAUUUUCCUUUCAAAUGAACAAAAAUAAAUACAUCCAUAAAAAUAAUAAUUGCGAUAUAUAUUAUUCUGAUAAUGAAAACGAUAAUUUAGAUAUUAUUAGUAGCAACCAAAAUGAUAGACAUUACAAAUACGUGAAUAGGAAUAAAAUGAAGAAACGACGAAAUGUACAAAAUAAUAAAAUUGGUAAAGAUAAAAAGAACAAAUCAAAAGACACAGAAAGGGAAAAGUUAAUAUAUAGUAUAAAGAAUACUAAAAAAUUAGAAAACAUCGAAAGUCAAAAAUGUACUAAUAAAGAUAAUAAAAUAUUGUAUACAUCAUUUAGUAAUAAAAAUGAAAUAUUUAAUGUGCAAGAUAAAUAUACUUAUAAAGAAAGGAAACAUAUAAAGGAUAUCUCGAAAAAAGGAAAUGAAAAAAUGAAAGGUAAUCUAUAUAAUUUAAUUAAAAGAAAAACUAUAUAUGAACAUAACUGGGAAGAAAACCAAUAUAACUAUAACAAUAUAAAUACAUUGUAUUAUGCUCGUAGACGUUUUCUUAUAUCAAAUAUGAAUAUUUAUAAAAAGAUGGUAGAUAGUUAUAUAAAAAUUCAACCUUUGAUUAAUUUAGAAAAUACGAAUAGGAAAUAUUUUGAAAUUAUUUACAAUAUAAAAGAAAAAUAUACAGAAAUAGAAUUAUACAAAGAAAACUUAUAUAAUUUAUAUAAUCAGAUAUUUUUAAUAAUUAAUAAUAUUAAUAAUGAAAAAAAUAUUAUAUGUCAUGGAUUGAUAUUUUUAAAAUUAUUAAACUGUUUCUAUCCAUAUAAUAAUAAUUAUAUAAGGAAUUUACUUUAUUAUUUAUUUGUAUUUUCUAAGUAUAAUAAAUUCGCAUAUUAUUUAUGUAAUAUCAAAAAAUAUUUUCAUUAUAAUUAUUUCCUUACAUUUACCAAAAUUCUACAUACAAAUGAUAUAUGGAAUGAUAUUCAUAUAAAUCAGAAGACAAAUAAUAAUUCUAAGGCAUUUUAUAAAACUAGUCAAGAAUACUAUUCUUUGCAAAAAGAUACAAAACAUGUACCUAUUAUUUUAAAUACAAAUCAAAGAAUCAAUGAAAACAUUUCUAUACACAAAGAAAUUACGGAAAAUUUUAAGAAGGAAGGGAUGUUUAAGGAAAAUAGUUUUAAUAAGGAUAAAAAUAACAUAACAUUCUUUUUAAUAAAAUUCUUACUUUAUUUUUAUCAUCCUUAUAAAUUAAAAUAUGAAAAAGGUAAACGUAAGAUAAUAAAGAAGACAAAUUAUAUGAAUAAACAAAUAAGAGGGGGGGAAAAAAAAAAAGGAAGAACAAAAAAAGAAUAUGGAGGUAUGCUUAAUAAUGAUGAUUGUGUAUCAUUACUAAAAAGAAUAAACUUAAAAAAUUAUCGAAAAAAAAGAAACAAAAGUAAAAAACAGUUAUUAAAACAAGCAAUAGAAAAUUGGAGUGAUGCAAAUAUUUUAAAUGAUUUUAAUUAUAAAAAUAAAAAAGAAAAUAUAGAUAAUUAUAAUUAUAAUGAAUAUAUGAUUACCAAUUCAGAGUUAAGUUGUCAAAAAAGUUAUUAUGAUAAAAAUAGUAUAAAAAAAAAGAGUAUAUAUAGUAUUAAUAGUAAUGAUAAUUUAAAAUGUAAUAUUAUAAAUUGCUUAGAAGAUAUUUAUUUAAAUAAUAAAUCGGAAAAGUUGUUAGAUCAAAAAAAAGAAUUUUAUGAUUUUAAUAAAAAGGAGAAGAAAAUAAAAAUAAAUGUAGAUAUACAUAAUAUAUGCUUAAAAAUACACCAAUUGAAUAAAGAAAAUAUAUUAACAUUAAAUGUGUAUGAUUUAAAUUAUUAUUUAUUUACUUGUCUUUACAAAUAUGAAUUUUUGUUCUUUAAUAAAAAUGAAUGUGUAAGAUUUUAUUUAAAUGAAAAAUUGCAACAUAUGAAAUUUGAAGACUUAUAUAAAGAUAAUAAAAUGAAUGAAUGUGCAAAAAAUGUAAUUAGUAAUAGAUAUACGGACAAUGAAUGGUAUGAUAUAUCAUAUUCUAAUUCUAGUAUAUCAAAUAACGAUAAUAAUUAUUAUGAAACAUGUCGAGAUGAAGAUAAUAAUAUAAAAAAGCCUAACUAUAUAAAAAUGAAUUUAACAUUUAAAAUUGGUUUAAGAACAUAUGAUAAUAUGUAUAAUAUUCAAGAUAAUAUAAUUAAUCCAACAACAAUUAAUUUUUAUAUAAAAGAAAAAUUUAAAUAUUUUCCUAUCUUAAAUAUUCAUUUUUAUACAACUAGUAUAAAUAUAAAUAUAACCACAUCAUUUUUAUAUUUGUAUCAAUAUUUAUUUGCAAAUUUAAAUUUUAAAAAGGAAUUCAAUGAAGUUAAAAAUUCCAAAAUAGAAAUAUACAAUGAUCUACAUUCAGAAAUUAUAAUAUUUUAUAAAACAAGAACAAAAAAUAAUAACUAUAUAUGGAAAUUAGUUAUAAUAAAUAAAAAUGAAUAUCAUGAAUUCCCUUGUGAAUGUUUAUAUUUUUGUAUAAACAAAAAGAAAGAAAAGAAUACAAUAAAUUCUGAAUUUCAAGGUAUGAAUAGAAAUUCAGAAGAUUAUAUUAUAACUAAUGAAAAUGACUUAAAUAAUUUAUUUAAAAACAUAUCUAAAAUAGGUUUCAAGAAGCAGAAUAUAUAUAAUUUAGUUUCUAAGCAUGAAAAACAUUUAUUGUAUGAUAAUACACAAAGUGUUUAUGAUAUUUUAUAUCAAUUUACUUAUAAAAUGCCAUUUCUGUAUAAAAAUUAUGAUAACGAUAAUAAAAUUAUUAAUAUUAUUAAAAAAAAAUCAUCUUGGAUAUAUAUAGGAGUUCUUUAUACGGACGAUUUGUAUUCCCGUGCCUACAAAAUACCAAACGUUAAAUAUAAUCUUCUUGUUGAACCCGAAAUUGUUAGGAACAAGUGGUGCCUAUGCAUAGGAACGUGCAUUCAAAUUGAAAAUAACACGGGACUAUAUUUUCGAAUAUACAAAGAAGGAAAGACAAAUUACUUUUCAAGAGUAAAUUUCAAAUGGUAUAAACGAAAAAAAAAUAAAUCCAAUAGUAAUUAUUCCAUGUGGGAAAAAGGCACAAAGAAAGGUUCCCAUGAAAGUUCUAAAUCAAGAAAUGAUAUAAUGAAAAUAAAAAGUUAUAACAGAAAUUUUAUAUCUUAUAUGGAUAAACUAAAAAAGAAGAAAAAGAGGAAAGAGAAGAAAAUAAAAGAUAAAGAUUAUAUAAAUAUUUUACCUUUUAGUAAAAGAGCUAUACCUAUAUUUUGGUUAUAUGAUUGUACAUUACCAUAUAUAAAAAUUCUAAGGAAAAAAGAGAAAAAACGUCAUUCGAAGAAUUUAAGAAAUAGUUAUAAUGAUGAAAGAUUAGAUAUAGAAGCUGUUCCAUUCAAUAUUUUAUAUAAACUUUUAAAUAAGUAUGCAUUAAAUAAUAAUAAUCUUUAUCAAAAAAAAUUGGAUAUUUCACCUUUUGAAUUAACAUUUAAAAGUUUAAUCAUGUUUCAUUGUUAUGUAAAAGUAAAAGAUGUACCUACUCAACAUAUAAAAGAAACAUCAUAUAAUUAUUCCAUUGUUAUUGAACCAAUGGUAACAAUUAAAAAUAAUUUACCUAACCCUAUAACUGUUAUAGUUCGAUUAAAAAAGGAUAAGAAUAUAUUUAAUUUGAGUAAAAGAAAAUAUGACAAUAAAGUUGAAGAUAAAAUUUUUUAUAAUAGCCAUAAUAAUAAUUUUAAUAAUAAUAUUGAUAAUAUUGAUAAUAAUAAUAAUAAUAAUAAUAAUUAUUAUUAUAAUUAUUAUUUUAAUCAUUAUAGUAAUUACGAAAUGAAUGAUGAUAUAACCAAAAUAUUGAAAAAACAAGAAAUGUUUGCUCUGGUUCCUCCUCAUCAUUAUUGGUCCUUACCUAUUUGUUCUCAAGCAUUUUAUAUGAAAAUUUUCUAUCAUGGUUUACAAAUUGAAAAAAUGAAUUUUAUUUGUGAUUAUAUGAAUGAAUUAACAAAUUAUUUUGAUUAUAAACAUGUUAAGCUUCCUGAUAUGAAUGAACACCCAUUAUUUACCAGCAAGUUUGUUAAUAGUAUUAAUGAGGAGCAAAACCAAAAUAGAAAUAGGAAAGAUAAUUAUAUGAAUAAUAUGGAUAAUAAUGAAAAUAUAAUACAUCAGAAAAGAAGUGAUCAACACCUUUUCGAUGAAAUCAUUAAAAAUGAUAACAACAAUAAUAUAAAAUGCAAAUACAGUAAUAAUCAUGUUGAUAAUGAUUAUUAUUAUAAUGAUCGUAAUAGAAAUAUUAAUUAUUGGGCAUACAAAUAUUCACUUGAGUCACAUAAAAAAAAUAAUAGUGUAUUCCUAUACAAUGAUAUUAUAAAACAAAUACAAAAAGAUGAAAUGUUGGAUCAAAAUAAUUUUAGACAUAAAACAAAUAAAUAUAAUAAUUAUCCAUUCAAUAAUAAAUCCAGUUUUUGUAGAAUAAAUAGAAAAAAUUCAAAUAAUUACAAUAACAAUGAUGAUAAUAAUAAUAAUGAUAGUAAUGAUAAUGAUAGUAAUGAUUAUGAUAGUGAUUAUUAUUUUUGUUCGAAGAAGAAAAAAAAAAUGAUGGAUACAAAUAAUUUCUUAUAUGUUAGUGAAGGAUUUUUUCCCAUAUAUAUGCCAACAACCGAUACUAUUACAACUACAAAAAUUUUAAAUCAUAAAUAUGGGUUAAUAGGAGAUAUAUUUUCAUACGAAGAAUUAAAAUUUAUUUAUUUUGAAAACAAAGUAAAUCAAAUGAAUAGAAAAGUUUAUGAUAAUCUAUAUAUAUUCAAAAGUAUUACUAUGUCUGCUGAUGUUUCUCGAAGAAGAAUCGAUUUUUAUUUUCCUUUCUUUUUUGAAAAUACAACAAACGUAUGCCUAUAUGUUAACAAUAAAUUAUUACCUCCUAACAGCCGUUUAUAUAUGACAGAAGAAGAAGCGAAGAAUGUAAAGAUAAAAUCAUAUAAACAUGAUAAUAUGAAUAAUAAAAUAUUAUGUAGUAAUGUUAGUAGCAAAAUUGAUUGUACAAAAACGAAUAUGAUACGUCCUUUAAUAAAUUUAGUUUAUAGAAAAAUAAAUAGAAAACAAAAGGUACGGUUUUGGGAAAAAUAUGAAGAACGAAAAAAGAAAAAUGUUAAAGAUAAUAAUAAUUCUAUUGAUUACAAUGCAAAUGUUGAUGUGAUAUCCUUGAAGAACGAACAAAUGGAAAUGAGAAACUUAAAUGGAUUUAAUGAUAAAAAGAAAGACAUAGAAACGAUGAAUAAUGAAGAAAUUCAUAUUGAGGAGAAACAUAGAACAACCGACAAUAUAAAUUAUUUAAAAAGCUGUGAAGUCAAACAAAAUACAGAAAAAGAAAAUCAUGAAUUAAUACAAAAAUUAAAUAAUUAUCAAAAUAAAAAAUUGGAAAAAAAAAUGAAUGAUUCUAUACUUUCAGUUAAUUUGUGUGAAUCAGUUGAUAGUACAACAAAUAGGAAUGAUUCAUAUCAUGCUAAUUCUUCUAAAUAUACAGAAAUGUUACUCAAUACAAGUGAAAAUAGUCAUAACAAAAUAGAUAAAGUUAAAAGCCAUAAAGCACGUAAAAAUGUAUUUAAAUAUCUCCUAAGAAAUGAAAGGUUGUUAUUUAAAAGAAGAAGAAUGAAUAAUAAUAAAAACAAAGUAAAAAAAUAUAAAAAGGCAAAUAAAAAAAAUAAUAACAUGGAUGAUGAUUAUAAUAAUGAUAAUAAUAAUAAUAAUAAUAAUAAUAAUAAUAAUAUUAUUAUUAGAAGGAGUAGAAGAAAAGGACUGAGAGCUUUUGAUAAUAUAAAAAUAAUGAAGAGAUUUAGAUUAUUUAAUAAAACUAUACAAUCGAGCAAAUUAAAGGAACAUGAGGAUGAACUGGAACGCUUUGAUGAUACUGAAGGGGAAGAAAUGGAAGAUCAGGAAUUUGAAGAACAUUAUGAUGAAAAUAAUGAUGAGAAUGAUGUCUAUAAUGAUGACUAUAAUGAUGAAUAUAAUUAUGAUGAUAAUAACGAUGACUACCAUAAUGAUGUUCAUAUUCACAAUGAUCAACCACCCGAACUAAAUCGCUCCAUUAAUAGUUCCCCACAUUAUGAAGAUGAUGACAAUUUAAUAACAGAAAUGAGGAAAGAAAAAAACAAAAAGGAUAAAAAAAAUGAAAAAGGAAAAAUGAAAAAUUAUAUAUUUAAUAGAAACUCAUAUACUCUGAAUAAAAAGGAUAAAAAAAAAAUUUCUUCUAACAAAAAGAAAGGGAUAUCCAAAAGAGAUUCUAAUCAAUUUUCUAAAAAAUUCAAUUAUGAUAUUAUGAAUAUUUAUAAUGAAGAAGAUGUAAUAAAUGAUAUAGAAAAUGAUCAAGAGAUAUCAGAUGAACGCGCAGACAUGGAGGCAUCACAUAAAUCGAAAAAAAGUAAAUUAUUUAAAAAUAAUAGUAUUUUAAGUUUGAAUAUUAAUAAAAAAAGGAAAAAGAAGAUUACAAUUAAAAAUUCUGCAAAAAGAAAGAAUAAUAAAAAUAUAAAAUAUGGUUUAAAGAUGAAAUUUUCAAUAAAUCCUUUUUUCAUUAAUACUACUGAAAAAAAGAAAAAAUAUAAUGAGGAAGAAGAGAAUAAUUAUGAUGAAAAUAAUAUUAAUAAUUCUGACAAUUUUAAUUCAUCUGAAAAAUUAACAGACAGUAGUAAUUCUAAACAAAGCGAAAAAAAUGGAAUCGAAUUUAUCAGUGCUAAUGAUGGUUAUAUGAUUGAUAAAAAAUUAAGCCAAUUUGAUGAGAAGGAGUUAAACACAAACAAAAAUAUAAGAAGCAUUGAGAAAAAUAAUUAUAUUACAAAUCAUGUAGACGAAAAAAUUGAGAAUGAAGAUGAUCCUGUUAAUGACAAAGAAGAAAAUCAUAAUGAACAUAAAAAGGAAGACGUAUCAAAUAAAGAAAAAAAAGAAAUGUUAUAUAAAUAUAGUUCCAAAAAAAAAAGUAAAGAAAGAAGAAAAAUAAAAAUAAAUACAAAAGAUUCGAAUGAAGGAGGUUACUUAUCACUUGGUAUUUGUGUUAGAUAUGCAGAAGAACCAUUUAAUAAAUCUAAAAUUGUUACAUUUGUGAAUAGUUAUAUAUUUAUAAAUAGGUUACCAUUUGAUAUCAAAAUAGUUACCGACUCUGUUCGAAAAAAAUCAGAAACUUUUUUUAUAAGUCAGAAUGUUAAUAAACUAGAAAUAAAUGAUACUUAUAAAAAUUUAUUUCAACUAGAAAGGAAAAAACUGAACGAACAUAAAUGUAACAAUAUCUCAUCAAUACAGCCAUUAAUAGAAGAAAAUGAAACAUUUUUUGAAAAACAAUUUAAUAAUAGUAAUAGUUUAGGAAAAGAAAAUAGUAGUAAUUAUGAAAAAAGUAUAAAUCAAAAUAGAGAUGAAGAAUCAUGUAAAAUGAAUACUAGUAAUAUUGAAAAUAAUAUUAUAAAUAACAAUAAGAAUACAGAUAUAUAUAAUCUUGGUAAUGAUAAUUAUAAAAAUAAUAAUGAACAUGAUAUUUAUCAUAUUAAUAAUGAUCAUAAUAUUAGUAAGUCAAACAGUUUAAAUAAACAUAAUAGUAGUAUUAAUGGCAAUAUCACAUAUGUAGAAAAAAAUGUAAGCGAUAAUAAUGUAAAGAAAGAUUCAUCGAAAUAUGAAUUAAAUGAAGAAAAUAAAGAUAAUAUAAAAAAUGAAGGGGAUGAAAAAGGAGGAAAAAACAAAUCUAAUGAAACAUACAUAAGAAAAGGAGAAAUAGUAUCUUUCCAUUAUCAUCGUAAUCAUAUUAGAAUAAAAGAUAGUGAAAACAAAUAUAGCUCUUUACCAUUUUCAUUAAUACCUAAAAAUGUACCAUCAAAUUUUCAAAUAGAAUUAUUUAAUGUUAACAAAUCACAAAUUAACAACACUAAUAAUUUAUUAGUAGAAAUAAAUAUAUGUAGUGGUAUUUUUGGUGAUAAACAACAAUUACCAUAUACUUAUAAUGGAUACUUUUAUAUUCUUAGUCUUCCAGUCAGACCACAAUUUGAAAUAAUCAAUGCUACUAAAUUUAUAAUUGCAUAUGCUACUGAUAUUAAUAAAUAUACGAAAAGAUAUAUGAAUAGUAGUAAUUAUAAUACAUACUUAAAUAGAUAUAAUAAGGAUGGUGAUUACUCAGUAAAAAUGAUUUAUCCUUAUAGCUCUAUUUAUUACACAUUAAGACAUAACAAUGAAAUUGAAUCAUCAAAAAUUGCUUUAAAAAUUGUAGGAGUACAAAAAAGUUCCUGGUGUAUAAAUACAAUAAACUCUUUUAUUGACAACGUUGUUAUAUUACCAUAUAGAAUAUAUGGAGAUAAUUUAUUAUCACGUAAGACUAAAAGAAAUACUAAAAAUGAAAUAUUUAAAGAUGAUAUGUCGCAAAUGUCAUAUCAAAUAAAUGAUUCGUCUUCUGAUAAAUUAAGUUCCAAAAGUGAUUCUAUUAAUUCUAAUAAUAUGGAACGUUAUAUAAACGAUGAUGAGGAAAAUGAUAAUUUAUUCCUUGGUCAUAAUUUGAUAAAUAAAAAACUAUAUUCCUUUUUAAUUAUACGAGAUAAUGGUAGUAGAGCUAUUGUGAUUACGGAAAAAUAUAAUUUGGCUAGAAAAAUUGUUAGAACCAAAAAUUUUAGUAAAAUUCAUAAAUUGAUAGCUUUAAAUAGUAGAAAAAAAAUAUUAUUAUCGCAAAAAAAUAAUAAUAAGAAAUAUAUAUUAAAUCGUAAUAUGAAGAAUUUUAUUUAUUUUAAUUUUCCAAAUGUACCAAUAAUAUAUAAAUUUAAUAUACCUAGAAUUACCUUUACAUGGAUACAUAGACAAGAUGUUAUUAUAGCUAUUCAUUUAACCCAAUUGAAAUAUAAUGGACAUAUAUAUCCUAAAGAAAUUGUAAAUAACGACAUUACAGAAAUGUUUACACCUAUAAAUAUCUUAAAGAAAAAAGAAUUAAACGAAUAUGUACAAUUUGUUUUCUUAAACAGUUAUAUUAAUUCCAUAUUUCUAAUUGAACAAAUACAUAUAGAUCAUUUUGUAAAAGGUGAUAUUCCUGUUAUUUUGAAAAGUACUAAUAUUGAAGAAGAUGAAAAAGAAAAUAUCUUUUUAUAUAUACAUAUAAAACAAUAUUGUGUUGAUUCAUUAAAACAAGCACCUAUAUAUCAAAGCAUAACAAUAAAAAUAUCUCCCUUAAAUGCCAAUAUUGAACUGUUAGUAAUUGAACAAUUAAUUGAAAUAAUAGAAAAAGAAAAACAGUUAUUAUUAUUAUAUGAAAAGAAUGAUAAAUCUUUACCACCACUCGUAAGUACAUCUAAAACAGCUAAAAGUGCAAUCAAUACAACAUUAAAAAUUUAUUCAGAUAGGAACUUUUUACAAAUGUUAUAUAUGGAUGAAUAUAUAAAACAUAAAAUGGGACAUGAUGUUUCGGAACAAAAUAUAGAAAUUGAAAAUAAUAGAUUAAUUAAUAGUGUAAACAGAAUUGAUAAUACAAGUUAUAAAAUGAUAGGUCAUAAAAAAAGAGUAGAUAAUAUAUAUAAUGAUAUUAAUAAUAUGAACAUCAAACCUAAUGCUUAUUCUUAUUAUUUUAGCUCCACUAAAGCUCGAAUGAUUAAACAUAAUAAAAUUAUUAAUAUUAAUAAUAUAUCCCCUAAUAUAUUUUCAGAUGAUAGUACUAAAAGUUCUAAUUCUAGUAAAUCUAGUCAUAAAAAUAAACAAUAUAUUUUAGAAAAGAAAAUAUGUAAAUUAUUAUUGGGUUAUUAUAAAUAUAAGAAAAUACAUAAUUUAAUUAAUAAUACUUUUUAUAAUAUAAAUAAUAUAAAUGAUGAACUAUUAUUACCAAUAAAAAUUCAAUAUUUUAAAAAUAGAAAAAUUUUUAUGAAUGCAUUUUCAUCCCAUUUAUUUUUACAUCCAAAUCCAAGAUGGAUAGAUAACAAAAGUAAACCUGUUUAUAUAAGAGAAUUUAAAAUUCAUCCAAUAGAAAUAAUUGCAUCUAUAAGAACAUCAGAACAUCGAAUUUCAAGAAGAGUUUUACAUAUAGUUGAUGCUUUACCAUUGGAUACACCUUCUAUGCGUAUACGUUUAAUAUCACAAAAAAGAAAUUAUAUUGUUUGUACAUGGGAUGGAUUAUUUCAAUCAUUACGAAUAUCUUAUUUUAGACAAUUAUUAAGACAAUCUUUACCAAGUGCAUGGUUAUCUAAUCCAUUUGCUAUUAUAAAAGGUUUUAUAAAAGGGUUGUGUGCAUUGUAUAAAGAAUCGGUUAGAGGUGUUAAAACAAGUUCCAACUUUUUUGAUGGUUUUAUGUCAGGUUUUAAGUGUGGAAUUAUUAUAUUAGUUGUUAAUACUGUUGGUGGGUUAUUUCAAUCAUUGAGUCAUAUGUUAAAUGUAUGUCAUAAAUUAAUGGGUGGCUCAAGACCUAGACCUCCUAGUAUUUUAGAUUCGAUCAUUUUAGGAUUAGAUGGAUUAAUUUUAGAUACAUUCUAUAGACCUUGGGUUUCCUUAGUAACACAACCUAUCAUAUCUAUUAAUAAGGGAAAUAGUACUUUUAAAACAACUUGCAUAAUUAUUGGUUGUAUUCUUCGAUGUAUCUUUUCACCUGUUUUUGGUUUAUUAAACUUUUCCGCAUCUAUAACCGAAGGUUUCGCCAAUACAUUAAUAGGAGACUUUGAGCGAUUUUCUAGAGUUCAAGAACGAGCAGAGUUUGAGACAGAAAAGAUUCAUAAAUCCAACACGACAUUUAAAAAGGGCAAAACAUUAAAAAAAGUAGGAAAAAAAAAGGUUUAA
Messenger RNA from Plasmodium falciparum 3D7, 27924 nucleotides. RefSeq lists its product as uncharacterized. NCBI's taxonomy places the organism in Eukaryota, Apicomplexa, Aconoidasida, Haemosporida, Plasmodiidae. The record is from RefSeq and is a predicted model, not a curated record.